This is a messenger RNA of Medicago truncatula (barrel medic), 1507 nucleotides long. RefSeq names its product homeobox-leucine zipper protein HAT5. Gene Ontology annotation, biological process: positive regulation of DNA-templated transcription. The record is from RefSeq and is a predicted model, not a curated record. Gene Ontology annotation, cellular component: nucleus. NCBI's taxonomy places the organism in Eukaryota, Viridiplantae, Streptophyta, Magnoliopsida, Fabales, Fabaceae. Gene Ontology annotation, molecular function: sequence-specific DNA binding; DNA-binding transcription factor activity, RNA polymerase II-specific.
CUUCUUUAGCAACAGAAAACACCCAGUUGCAGACUCUCUCACACACACACACACACUCAUCACAAAACCUCGCCGGAAAACUCCAUCUCCGGCCACCAGCGUUCUCCUUCCUCCGGUAAACCCUUCAGUUCAAAACUGAAUCCCUUCAAAGACCACCGGAAUCGGUGGUUUUUAUCUUACAGUGCAUGAUGGGAUCUUGCAUAUGUCCGUUAGAAACUCCAGCAAGGUUGCUUUGGACAACAAGUUUCUUCCGUCAUAAGUUAAUGAUCUUUUAAUCCACAAACCAUCAUAGAAAUAUUUCUAUAAAAAAAAAUACCAAGUUUGGAAUUUGAAAGAAAAAAUAUAUAUAUAUAUCAUUUUUUGUUUCUGAUUCUGAAAGAUUAAUAGUAUUAAGAGAACAAAUUUAGCACAACCUUUAACGUGAAGUUUUGAAGUUUGAAGUUGAAAAAAUGGAGUCUGGUCGUCUUUACUUUGAUUCUUCUGCUUGUCGUGGGAAUAACAUGAACAUGCUGUUUCUUGGAAAUGCUGAUCUUGGUUUUCGAGGAAGGUCAAUGAUGAGCAUGGAGGAAGGCUCAAAGAGGAGACCUUUCUUUAGCUCACCUGAUGAACUGUAUGAUGAGGAGUACUACGAGGAGCAGUCACCGGAGAAGAAGCGCCGCCUCACUUCCGAGCAGGUCCAUAUGUUGGAGAAGAGCUUUGAGGAAGAGAACAAACUUGAGCCAGAGAGGAAAACCCAGUUGGCCAAGAAACUAGGAUUGCAACCUAGGCAGGUGGCUGUAUGGUUUCAGAACCGUAGGGCUAGAUGGAAGACAAAACAACUUGAAAGAGAUUAUGAUGUUCUUAAGUCUUCCUAUGAUUCCCUACUUUCAACAUAUGAUUCCAUUAAUAAGGAGAAUGAGAAACUCAAAUCUGAGGUGGUAUCCUUAAAUGAGAAGCUUCAAGUGCAAGCUAAAGAUAUGCUUGAAGAACCUUUGUCAGAAAAGAAAGCUGAUCCACUUCCAGUGGACAUAGCUCAGAUUUUCAGCAUCAAGGUGGAUGACCACAUGAGUUCUGGAAGCGUUGGAAGUGCAGUGGUGGACGAGAGUAGCCCCCGUGUCGUUGGUGUCAUUGUUGACAGUGUCGAUUCGUACUUUCCAGCUGACAACUAUGCUGGAUGUGUGGCUCCUAUUGAAAGAGUUCAAUCAGAGGAAGAUGAUGGGAGUGAUGAUGGGAGGAACUACUUUGAUGUGUUUGUUGCAUCUGAAACUGAGCAACAUAACCAUGAAGAGGGAGAGGCACUGAAUUGGUGGGUAAUAUGUAUUAUGUUGCAUAAUUAAGAAAAAGCAAAAGCAAGAACAUUGUAUAAUUAAAUGCAUCAUGUAAUUUGGGUGCUUUGGGCGGCUAGGUGUUGAAAUGUCUCUAAGCCAAGCUUAGUAAAAUAAAAAGUCCAGUAAUUUGGGCAAUGGCGUCCUUUGUUGUACUUACAAAUUUAUAAUAAACUAUUGAAGAUAAUCAUAGUUAAGUGUAU